AUGUCGAAACAACAAAACGGCGCCUCCCGUGCUACAUCAGUCACUCCCGCUCCUGGUACACCCACUCCUGCUUCAGGGCCCACAUCUUCGCUGCACCCUGUAGUCGGCAUCAACUUCGGAAAUUCGUAUGCGUCAAUCGCCGUUUUCACCAAGGAGGGUCUGGCGGAAUCGAUCGCGAAUGAAGAUGGAGAGCGACAAAUCGCUUGUGCCAUCUCCUUCCAUGGCGAGGAAUUGUAUAUCGGAAACCAAGCCAAACAGCAGCUCGUGAAAAACGCAAAGAACUCUAUCGUUGGGUUCAGAAAUCUUCUGGGCAAAAAAUUCUCUGAAAUUCCAGGGUCAGAACACCCCACUCUUUCUGCGCCCAUCAUUCAACACCCCGACUUGGCCGAUACCAUUGCCUACAAAGUUGAGGUCCUCCAACCAGCCCCUUCUCCCUUGCCCACUUCCGCGAUUACAACUCCCGCUGCGUCACACGCUCCCACUCCUCGUUCUGAACCCACCCCCACUUCCCGCAUCCUCACUGUUCACGAUGUUACCGUCAUCUUCCUGCGCUCUCUGCUAAAAUCUGCCGAAGAUUUCCUCGGCAAGCCCAUCACAGGUGCCGUCAUCAGCGUACCCGAAGCUGAGACCUUCAACGACAAACAGCGAGAAGCGCUUAAGGAAGCGGCUAAGGAGGCCGGCCUUAAUGUACUGCAGCUUUUGGACGAGGCUGCUGCUGUGGUUUCACUCACUACCACUUCAUUGUGGAGCAGCGAGGAAGAUCAGGAGGAAGGUGGCCAACCAUUAAACAAAGACAGGACCCAGCUCGUCGUCGACCUCGGUUCAUCCGCACUUUCGCUUCACCUUGUGUCUGUGCGUGAAGGACUAAGCUAUGUUCUUUCCUCCUCCUUCACCCCUAAUGUCGGAGGCGACAAGAUCGACGACAAGCUCAUCACUUUCUUCGCCGCCGAUUUCACCAAAAAGACCAAGGUUCCUCUCAAGGUGUGCCCCGCCCCCGCUGAUGCCGUUGCCGACCAACGCGCGGAGGCCAAGCUGCGCCUCGCUAUCGAACACACCAAACGCACCAUCAGUGCCUCACCUGGUGCGGCUACCUGCAGUGUCGAGUCACUCAAGGAUGGCAUGGAUUACACCGGUAACAUCAACCGUAUGCGUUUCGAUAUGCUCGCGUCGCCCAUCUACGCCGCCGUCGCAGACGCGAUCACUGCUCUUCUCUCGCGCGCCGCGUUUGAUGCGCAUGAUGUCGAUGAGGUUGUGUACGUUGGUGGUACCGGAUGUCUUCCUGGUCUCGAUAACAGGAUCUGCCUGCAGGCCGGAUUCAGGGAAGAUGUUCAAACGCCGUUUGCGCGUGGCAUCGUUGUCGGUGGAGGCGUCGGAGACCCAACUACCAUCAUCGCCCGUGGAUGCGCAUACCAAGCUGCGCUCCUCGAUACCCUCACCAACUCGGAAUCGCAGGAAGACAAGGAGAUCCUUGCUGCCUUCGAAGCUGGCUCCGAGGCUAACCAGGUGAAAGCGACGACUAAGACGAUUGGUGUUCUUUUCCCCAAUGACCUCGAAGAGAACAAGGAGGUCGGCGGUACCUGGAUCCCCGUUGUUCAGCGCGAAACCGCGUUGCCUGUGCGCCGCAUUGUGUCGCUUGAUGUUGAAGUUGAAGAAGAGAGCAAACGCGUUGCGUUCGAGGUGUGGGAGGUUGUUGAGGGCAUCCGCGUUGAGAAGGUCACUCCUCCUAAAUCCCAAGACGAUGAGGAGGAGGAAGAGGAAGAAGAAGAGGAGGAGGAAAUUGAGGUUAAGCACCGCACAGUCACCAAACACGCGCUGCUCGCUGCAUUUGAUGGGAAAGCUAAACUCGCUGUGCAAACGAAAGGCAAGGGACCUCAGAAGGGCAAAUGGUUCACGCGCGUCGAGAUCCAGUUCGUUGUUGGAAUCGAUGGAGAUCUGAACGUCGAGCUGAAGGAGAUUGGAGGAGAGGAAGGACUGGUCCAGAGGAUUCACGUCGCUGCGUAA
Messenger RNA from Psilocybe cubensis, 2001 nucleotides. Its product is annotated as Heat shock protein 70-like protein C57A7.12. Gene Ontology annotation, cellular component: cytosol; nucleus. Gene Ontology annotation, molecular function: ATP-dependent protein folding chaperone; ATP binding. The record is from RefSeq and is a predicted model, not a curated record. Lineage: Eukaryota; Fungi; Basidiomycota; Agaricomycetes; Agaricales; Agrocybaceae. The coding region runs from base 1 to 2001 and encodes 666 amino acids. The transcript has 3 exons. Gene Ontology annotation, biological process: protein folding.